AUGAGGAGCCAACUAGGUGCUGAUGUUUUAUUACCCUCGACCACAUUAAACCGUAAAUCAAACAGAAUUUAUUCCAUAGCUAAAGUUUACGCGAGUGAAUGUGAAAGGCGACCACAACAAUAUUGGGAUUAUGAACAAUGCUGUGAGAUUGAUUGGGGGACUUUGACUGACUACGAAAUUAUAAAUAAGAUUGGUAGGGGUAAAUACUCCGAAGUCUUCCGAGGGAAACACAUCUUGAAUGAUGUAUCUUGUGUCAUAAAAGUUUUGAAGCCUGUCAAACUGAGGAAGAUUCAUAGAGAAUUGAAAAUAUUAUGGAAUCUUACUGGGGGGCCCAAUAUUGUAGAAUUAUUAGAUGUGGUUCAUGAUGAAAAAACAAGGGUUCCUGCUUUCAUAUUUGAAGAUGUAAAGAAUGUGGAUUUUAGAGAACUGUAUCCCACGUUUAAAUUAUCAGAUGUACAAUAUUAUUUUAAACAACUAUUAAUUGCAUUAAAUUAUGCUCAUUCCAUGGGUAUUAUGCAUCGUGAUGUCAAGCCACAAAAUGUUAUGAUUGAUCCUGUGCAACGGAAACUUCGAUUAAUUGAUUGGGGGCUUGCUGAAUUUUAUCAUCCAGGUGUUGAUUAUAAUGUUCGUGUUGCAUCACGUUAUCAUAAGGGACCGGAAUUAUUGACUGAUUUAAAUCAAUAUGAUUACUCGCUAGAUAUGUGGAGUGUUGGUUGUAUGAUUGCUGCUAUUAUCUUUAAGAAGGAACCGUUCUUUAAAGGCGGAUCGAAUCCAGAUCAAUUGGUGAAGAUUGCUAAAGUAUUGGGUACUAAGCAAUUGAUAAAUUAUUUAGCUAGAUAUGGAUUACAUUUACCCAGUGAACAUGAUAAUUUAAUAAGAACAUGGGCAAGGAAACCAUGGUCACAUUUCAUCUCAAUUGAAACACCGUUGGCCACACCUGAAGCGGUGGAUCUAGUAGAUAAUUUAUUGCGGUAUGAUCACCAGGAAAGGUUAACUGCGGAGGAGGCGAUGAAUCAUCAAUUCUUCCAGAUGAGUUUGGAAUAG
Messenger RNA from Naumovozyma castellii, 1044 nucleotides. RefSeq names its product casein kinase II subunit alpha/alpha'. The record is from RefSeq and is a predicted model, not a curated record. The transcript has a single exon. Bases 1 to 1044 code for a protein of 347 amino acids. Lineage: Eukaryota; Fungi; Ascomycota; Saccharomycetes; Saccharomycetales; Saccharomycetaceae.